Molecule: messenger RNA, 770 nt
Organism: Eptesicus fuscus (big brown bat)
Lineage: Eukaryota; Metazoa; Chordata; Mammalia; Chiroptera; Vespertilionidae
Product: ral-GDS-related protein-like
Exons: 7
Coding region: 111-626 (171 amino acids)
Biological process (GO): Ras protein signal transduction; positive regulation of GTPase activity
Cellular component (GO): plasma membrane
Molecular function (GO): guanyl-nucleotide exchange factor activity
Source: RefSeq, a predicted model, not a curated record
GGACCGAGCCUAGCAAGGGGCACCUGGUAUCCACUGUCCGUGCCACUGUCAAUCAAUUCAACCACGUGGCUACCUGUGUGAUCACCACCUGCCUUGGGGACCCAAGCUUGAUGGCCCAGGACAGGGCCAAAGUGGUGGAACAUUGGAUAAAGGUAGCCAAGGAGUGCAGAAGCCUAAGGAAUUUUUCCUCCCUGCACGCCAUCCUGGCCGCUCUGCAGAGCGUUUCCAUCGUUCGUCUGCAGGAGACGUGGGGGAAAGUCUGCAGGAGGCGCGCAGUUACAGUUAAAAAACUCUUCAAGGAAGACAACUCGUUGAGUAGGAAACAGUUCAUCAAGCAGCACUCCAGGUUUGCCACUAUGAUGCUCCACCUCCGAGGAUCCAGGAAGGGGCUGCACAAGAAGUGUGUUCCCUUCCUGGGAGAAUACCUGACACUUCUGCGGAGGAUGGACGCGAGGAGAAAAGAUGAUCUGGAGGUGGACAAAAUUCUGCAGGAGAUAGUGGUGCUUCAGGAGGCUGCCCAAAAAUAUGAAAUCCAACCUCAGCAGGAAUUCCGGGCCUGGUUCUGGGCCCUGGAGCGGCUCAGUGAGAAUGAUAGUUACAUCCGGUCCUGCCAGCUGGAGCCAUAGUCCUAGGUGGCCAGGGGAAAACUGAUCGAAGAAAUUCAUUGGUUUCCUGCAGAUGUGGAAAUUAUUCUGAACGUUAUAGCAGUUUCAUACACUAAAUGGGAACUAUAUUUUAAAAUUUACCCUUUCAUAUAUAGUCACAAUACC